This is a messenger RNA of Australozyma saopauloensis, 1650 nucleotides long. RefSeq names its product chaperonin-containing T-complex subunit (gene CCT5). Lineage: Eukaryota; Fungi; Ascomycota; Pichiomycetes; Serinales; Metschnikowiaceae. Gene Ontology annotation, cellular component: chaperonin-containing T-complex. The record is from RefSeq and is a predicted model, not a curated record. The transcript has a single exon. The coding region runs from base 1 to 1650 and encodes 549 amino acids. Gene Ontology annotation, biological process: protein folding. Gene Ontology annotation, molecular function: ATP binding; ATP-dependent protein folding chaperone; ATP hydrolysis activity.
AUGGCUCAACAACAAAUGCCAGAUUUGUCCAACGCCAUCGUGGCUCAGGACGAGAUGGGCAGACCCUUCAUCAUUGUCAGAGACCAGGGCAAAAAACAGAGGCAACAUGGUCUCGAAGCCACAAAAGCUCAUAUUUUAGCUGCUAGAGCCGUAGCUUCGAUUGUUAAGACAUCGCUUGGGCCACGUGGUCUCGACAAGAUUUUGGUUGGACCGGAUGGCGAUAUCACCAUCACAAACGACGGAGCAACGAUUUUGGCGCAGAUGGACUUGGACAACGAGAUCGCCAAGCUUUUGGUCCAGUUGGCACAAUCGCAGGACGACGAGAUCGGUGACGGAACGACUGGUGUGGUUGUGUUGGCGCUGGCCUUGUUGGACCAGGCUCAUGAGUUGCUCGAUAAGGGUAUUCAUCCAUUGAAGAUCGCCAACGGUUUUGACGCGGCUUGUAAGAUUGCAGUGGCACAGUUGGAUGCUGAUGCUGACGAUAUUCUCAUUUCCGAAGAGGCCCGCGAUUCGAAUUUGUUGAAGGCGGCACGCACGUCGUUGGGGCUGAAGAUCGUUUCGAAGGCUCACGAUCACUUUGCUCACAUGGCUGUCGAUGCAGUGCUUGCGGUGGCUGAUUUGGAGCGUAAAGACGUUGAUUUCGAGUUGAUCAAGAUGGAGACCAAGGUUGGAGGCAGUAUCGAGGACCUGGCUUUGAUCCGCGGUGUUUUGCUCGACAAGGAGUUCUCCCACCCUCAGAUGCCCAAGAAGGCCACCGACUGUAAGAUCGCGAUCUUGACCUGUCCAUUUGAGCCUCCUAAGCCAAAGACUAAGCACAAGUUAGACAUCUCUUCUGUGGAGGAGUUUAAGGUUUUGCAGGAGUACGAACAGACGAAAUUCCGUGAGAUGAUCUCCUUGGUUAAGGAUUCUGGCGCCAAUGUCGUUGCUUGUCAGUGGGGUUUUGAUGACGAGGCCAACCACUUGCUUCUCUCCAGUGGCUUGAAUGCAAUCCGUUGGAUUGGUGGUUCUGAGUUGGAGCUUUUGGCCAUCGCUACCAAUGGUCACAUUGUUCCUCGUUUCGAGGAUCUCACUCCUGAGAAAUUGGGUACCGCAGGUGUAAUCCGCGAGCUCGAAUUCGGUACUACCCGUGAUCGUAUGUUGGUUGUUGAGGACUGUUCAAACACCAGAGCUGUUACAUGUUUCAUCCGUGGUUCCAACGAGAUGAUCGUUGCUGAGGGUGUACGUGCUUUGCAUGAUUCCAUUUGUGUUGUGCGUAACCUCGUUCGUGAUAGUAGAGUUGUUUACGGAGGUGGAGCUGCAGAGCUUCUGGCCUCGCUAGCUGUUUCUGCAGCCGCAGACAAGCAAAAGGGUAUCGAUCAAUAUGCAUUCCGCGCCUUUUCCAGCGCUUUGGACCAAGUACCAAUGGUUUUGGCCGAGAAUUCUGGCUUGGAUCCUAUUGAGACCUUGUCUCAGCUCAAACUGAAACAAGCACUCGAAAAGUGCGCUCAUUUAGGUGUAGACUGUUUGGGUAAGGGAACCAACGACAUGAAGGAGCUUUUUGUCAUCGAUCCAUUGAUCGGUAAGAAGCAACAGUUGUUGUUGGCCACGCAAUUGACCCGUAUGAUCUUGAAGAUCAAUGAUGUGAUUAUUAGUGGGAAGGACGAGUACUAG